AAGAAAUCAUUGAAAAAACAAAAGUAUAUUAAAAUUUGAAUUAUGCAUGGUCGGUUGCAUGAUAAUAGUUAGAAAUUAGUCCACUGGUGUUGUAUAAAUACUCUUUCCCUUCUUCAGUCUUGACACACAUCAAGUUCAAUAAUAUUUUCUCUUCUGCAAAUCUUUUCGCAAUUACUGAUCUAUUAAUCUGAUAGUCUUUCAAUUUACCGAAGUAGUGCGUAGAGAAAGAUAAGUGAGCAAAUGGAACACAAAGAAGAAGAUGUAAGAUUGGGAGCCAACAAAUUCUCAGAGAGGCAACCAAUUGGCACUGCCGCACAGUCACAGGACAAAGAUUACCAAGAGCCACCACCGGCGGCACUAAUUGACCCGGAAGAGCUCGGGUCAUGGUCAUUCUACCGUGCCGGAAUAGCCGAGUUCAUGGCCACUUUCCUCUUCCUGUACAUCACCAUUUUGACCGUCAUGGGCGUUGUCAAGUCCGACACCAAGUGCUCCACUGUUGGCAUUCAAGGCAUUGCCUGGGCAUUCGGUGGCAUGAUCUUUGCCCUUGUUUACUGCACUGCCGGCAUUUCAGGUGGACAUAUUAACCCGGCGGUGACUUUUGGGCUGUUCCUGGCGAGGAAAUUAUCGUUGACCAGGGCGUUGUUCUACAUGGUGAUGCAGUGCCUCGGGGCCAUAUGCGGUGCCGGAGUGGUCAAAGCCUUCGGAAAACAUCUGUACCAAAGCAAAGGAGGCGGUGCAAACGUUGUGGCUCCGGGAUAUACCAAAGGGAGCGGCCUUGGUGCUGAAAUCGUGGGCACAUUUGUGCUUGUUUACACCGUCUUUUCUGCUACUGAUGCCAAGCGUAGCGCCAGAGACUCCCACGUCCCUAUUUUGGCACCGUUGCCAAUCGGGUUCGCGGUGUUUUUGGUGCAUUUAGCAACUAUUCCAGUCACCGGUACCGGCAUUAACCCGGCUAGGAGUCUCGGUGCUGCCAUCAUCUACAACGACAAGGCUGCAUGGAACGACCAUUGGAUAUUCUGGGUCGGACCAUUCGUUGGAGCCGCACUUGCUGCUCUGUACCACCAGGUUGUGAUCAGGGCAAUCCCAUUCAAAUCUAAGUAAAGCACUUUUUAGGUGGUUUGCAUGUUUGUACAAUCGCAAUUUAUUAUAAGUGGAUGUCGUUUUCCUUUGAAGUGUGAUGUCGUUUUCAGUUUUAUUUGAAGAAUGUAUAGUCGGAAGCAGAAGUCUUUGUCAAGUGGGGAAAAACGGUUGUUUUAAGUAGUCACGGUUAUAAGCAUGUUCUGGAGGACUGUGUCUUUUAUUCAAAUCCAGACAAAGCCUUGCUAAUAUGCUAGUGGUGCCCAACCCAAUGUCUUUUAUUCAAAUCCAGACCUUGCUAAUAUGCUAGUGGUGCCCAACCCAAAGUCGGUUAAGGCGUUUGUAUUUGUAUGUAUUCUUGCGAUUUGAGAAUAAUAGUUUUUGUUUUCCUCCAAAAAAGAAAAUAAAAGAUCCAAUGUUAAUGCUCUCUUCUUAUUCAACUUCUUCUCUCUGUUUUUUUUUUUCAAGUUAGGUAACGUUGUCACUUAACGGGGGAAUUUCAGUUAUUAGACCAUACAAAUGUGUCUGCUGCAAUAGAUAAACUAAAUUUCAACUUCCUUCAUAAACCUGCAUUUGUAUCCCUGAAGUCAAACACGGAUGUAGACGAACCUCCAUUUGUGAAUUCUCUCUCUCUCUCUCCCAAAUGUCUCCAUGAUAUAAGAAAAAUUUAGACCCUCCAAUUGUAUUGUCUCUUUCUAUGGUCUUUUUUAUGAGAUGGGAAAUGCAUAACCCCCUUUGGACUUUGUUCGACAAAUUAGAACGAAAGAAUAAGACUUUAGGCUUUUGAUCCAAUUGUAGCCAUUGAAAAGUCAUCUGGCCGAAGGUAUAUUACGUGGUGUUUGAUAAACUAAUUAAGCACUUAAACUUUUUAAUUAAGUAUUGUUUGAUAACACAAUAUCAUAACAACUUAAUUGAUUAAGAACUUAAUUUAUUAAGAAUUUAAAUUUUAAGUGCGUUUGAUAACUCAAAGUAAGAUGUUUUAAUAAAUUAAGUGGGUCUGAAAUGUUAGUACAAAUGUUAAUAGGGCAUUGAUUGUUGGUCGUAGUAUGUCAUUAUAUCAUUCCCAUUUCUGAAUUUUUGUACAGUUGUAUUUGCUCCAUUACUGGUCAAAAUUUCACCACAUAACCUGCCAUGGUACUUCUACAAUUCUGACACAACCACGAUGAGGUUAUUCUUCAAAUCCUUUGUGUGUAGAAUGUUUGUUUUUGUCAGAGUAAUUGCCGACUCAUUUUGAUUCACAAUCCUGUGUGGAAACACAGGAAUACACGUACAGGAUCGAUGCAAUAACCCUAUCUGGAAACAUUGUUGAUUAAUUUCAUAAACCUAUGCUACAGAAGCCAGCAUCAUAUAUACAUCUUGACCCGCCAACAUCUCAACUUCCGGCAAACCGUUUCCUCAGGGCAACGACUUCGUGAUCUUCAAGUCGUUUAAAAAGUGGUACAGGGGUGCCAAUUCUGUGACCUGCAGGCAAAAUCUCCCAUGGUCUUGCGGCCCUUUUAAUAUCACCGUCAGAAAGUGAAAACGAUUUCUCAGGGGGCAGAUUGAGCUGCUUUCGUAUCUCCGCAGAGACAGAUGGCAUGAAAGGCUCUAGAAGAGAGGCCAAGAGAUAUACCAGUCCAGCAGAAGUUUUCAUAACUGUAGAGCAUGCAGCUCGAUCCUCCUUAUAAAAUUUCCAAAACUUGGUAUCCUGAAGAUAUCCAUUGCCCAAGGUUGAAAUGGACAUGGCUAUCUUCAAACCUUGUUUAAGCUUAACCUUUUCCAUGACAUCUUUAUAUUCAACCACCGAUUUACCAACUUUUCCCGCCAAAGCCCGAGUCAGAGGAUGUAAUUCAGCAUUCUCGGCAUCAGGGAUCACGGAACCAUACCCUGGAUCUUUCACGAUGUAGCUCAAGACACGAUUAACAAAAUUUUCCCAGUUUUUCAGUAGCUCGUUGUUUAAUUUGGCUUGCAGAUCCUCCCAGUUAAACACCGUGUCUGAUACCUCUGGCCUAUUUAUGAGCAAGUAAUAGCGCCAGACUUCAACCGGAAUGUUUGUGUCCUUCGCAUCGGUUCCGAAAACGCCUACCCCUUGGCUUUUUGACACGGAUCGCAUUGAUCUCCUCGGGCAGAACCAUAAUUACAUUCCGGCGCCGGACAGAUUCCUUCCACAUAACGGUCGGCUAAGAACCUUUGGCAUUCUUGACAAUAAGGCUGCUGCACCACAUCCUCUGAAAGCCAAUUGUUCUCCCACAGCUUCUUGAAAACUGAUUGGCACCCCUGUGUAUGUGUCGGCGUCGAGGUGCGCCCAAACUUGUCAAAACUUAUAUCAAACCAUUCAUAAAUCUCUUUGUGAAGGGCAUAGUAUUUGUUGCAUAUUUGCUCCGGAGUAAGCUUCUCCUGCACAGCCUUAACCUCUGUGGCGGUGCCGUACUCAUCGGUACCACCUAUGUAGAGAGUGUUAUACCCCCUCUCAGCCUACAGAACCGUGCAAAUACGUCUGCACUCAGCACACAACCAAUCAGGUUUCCCGGGUGAGGCACGUUGUUCACAUACGGCAGCGCACCGGUCAUCAAAACAUUCCUCUCCCGGGGGAUGGGUAGCUUGGGGGUUGAAUUAUUUGGUUCCUCCAUUGAUUAAUAAUAUUUCUGCAAUAACAAACAGAAUCCCUAGAUAUUAUUAUUAUGGAGCCCUACGAUCGAGAAAACUUAAUAAGAGCUAGAGAAAGUGUGGCUAGUGAUGAACGAUGUGUGAAAACAGAGAUCCCUCCUCUUCUGCAUUUAUAGGAGUAGUAAUAAUAAUAUGAUCGAUUUUCCGGCUCCCAAUAGGAUUGAUAGGAACCGACUAGAGACGAAGAAACUAAACUAAUUUAUUAAUCUCUUUCCCACUUGGAACCGGCUUUGAUUAUUUUCUGACUUCAAGAGGUGAAAAAGAUCGACCACAAUUGGAACAAAGAUCGGCCGAGGGUCCAAAUCUCACGCUUACUGCCCCCAUUGGUGGUGGAAUAUUGAUGUGGAUAUGAAUCAAACUAGUAUGAAUGCCUCAUAUGUCAUGAACGGAGAUUAUUCGGACCUGAUCGGAGGAAUAAUCGGAGAUUAAAGGACUGAAAGUUAGGGUUUAAAAGGGGAGGGAAUUGGGAACGUCGGAUGGACGAGAGGGAGACAGAUUUCUGAAAAUAUUAUUUCAC
This is a messenger RNA of Oldenlandia corymbosa var. corymbosa, 4240 nucleotides long. The record is from the annotation of a GenBank genome assembly. NCBI's taxonomy places the organism in Eukaryota, Viridiplantae, Streptophyta, Magnoliopsida, Gentianales, Rubiaceae.